Messenger RNA from Peromyscus eremicus (cactus mouse), 856 nucleotides. Its product is annotated as HLA class II histocompatibility antigen, DO beta chain. The coding region runs from base 80 to 856 and encodes 258 amino acids. Gene Ontology annotation, biological process: peptide antigen assembly with MHC class II protein complex; immunoglobulin production involved in immunoglobulin-mediated immune response; immune response. NCBI's taxonomy places the organism in Eukaryota, Metazoa, Chordata, Mammalia, Rodentia, Cricetidae. Gene Ontology annotation, molecular function: MHC class II protein complex binding. The transcript has 5 exons. The record is from RefSeq and is a predicted model, not a curated record. Gene Ontology annotation, cellular component: membrane; MHC class II protein complex.
UUUAUUUUCAGUUGUGUGGAAGACAGCUCCGUUCUAAAGAGGCUCAUCAGCCUCUCUAGUGUCUCGUGUCCCCUCCAGAAUGGGUGUUGGGAGGGUCCCCUGGGUAGUGGCUCUACUAGUGAACCUCAUGAGGCCGAAUUCCUUCAUGUCUGAAGGCAGAGACUCCCCAGAGGACUUUGUGAUUCAGGCAAAGGCAGACUGUUACUUCACCAACGGGACAGAAAAGGUGCGCUUCGUGGUCAGGUUCAUCUUCAACCUGGAGGAGUAUUUACAUUUCGACAGUGACCUGGGGAUGUUUGUGGCACUGACUGAGCUGGGGGAGCCUGAUGCUGAGCAGUGGAACAAACGCUGGGACCUCCUGGAGCGGAGCAGAGCCUCUGUGAACAUGGUCUGCAGGCAGAACUACAGGCUGGGGGCCCCCUUCACCGUGGGGAGAAACGUGCCACCUGAGGUGACAGUGUGUCCAGAGAGGACCCCGCUGCUGCGGCAACACAACCUGCUGCUCUGCUCUGUGACAGGCUUCUACCCCGGGGACAUAAAUGUUCGGUGGUUCCGGAAUGGACAGGAGGAGAGGUCUGGGAUCAUAUCCACCGGCCUUGUGAGGAAUGGAGACUGGACCUUUCAGAUGACAGUGAUGCUGGAAAUAAUCCCAGAGCUUGGUGAUGUCUACAGCUGCCUUGUGGAGCACCCCAGCCUCCAGAGCCCCAUUUCUGUGGAGUGGAUGGCUCAGUCUGAAUAUUCAUGGAAAAAGAUACUGAGUGGAGGUGCAGCGUUCCUGCUUGGGCUGAUUGUCUUCCUGGUGGGGCUUGUUAUCCACCUCAAGGCUCAGAAAGCUUCCUUUACUGUAAAAAUGUGA